UGCGGCGGAUCCUUGGUCGCCCCGAACAAGGUGCUCACCGCCGCGCACUGCGAAAUCACCACGUACGCGAGCGCGGGAGAGGGCACGAUCGCGUACGUGAACUUCCACGACAGGACGGGAGUCGCGCACGACGCGACGCAGGCGCUCGCCACCACGGAAAACGUGGGCGUCGCUUCGGUCGUGAAUCACCCGCAGUACGACUCCAACACCGUAAACUACGACUUCGCGAUUCUCACACUGCCGUCGGACUCGCAGUACACCCCCGUCGUGCUCGAUUUCGACGACGCCAACGUCGCGGAGUCUGGGGAGAAUCUGCGCGUCAUGGGAUUCGGAACGACGACGCAAUACCAAUCCGGGUCGACACCCAGCCCCAACCCGACUUCUGCUAAGUUGUUGGAAGUCACCGUCCCCGGCAUGGCGUACGCGACGUGCGUGAACACGUACGGCGGCUUAGUGAGAGACACGAUGCUCUGCGCCGGCGCGUCCGGGCUCGACGCGUGUCAGGGCGACAGCGGAGGACCGCUGAUCAGAGUUUCGGACUCUAAGCAGGUCGGGGUCGUGUCCUACGGCUACGGGUGCGCGUGGCCUAACAAUCCCGGGGUCUACGCCAGGGUGACCGCGGUCAAGUCGUGGAUGUGCGAA
Molecule: messenger RNA, 642 nt
Organism: Micromonas pusilla CCMP1545
Lineage: Eukaryota; Viridiplantae; Chlorophyta; Mamiellophyceae; Mamiellales; Mamiellaceae
Exons: 1
Biological process (GO): proteolysis
Molecular function (GO): serine-type endopeptidase activity
Source: RefSeq, a predicted model, not a curated record